Molecule: messenger RNA, 2161 nt
Organism: Rhodofomes roseus
Lineage: Eukaryota; Fungi; Basidiomycota; Agaricomycetes; Polyporales; Fomitopsidaceae
Product: Mif2/CENP-C like-domain-containing protein
Exons: 5
Coding region: 71-1741 (556 amino acids)
Biological process (GO): attachment of mitotic spindle microtubules to kinetochore; spindle attachment to meiosis I kinetochore; kinetochore assembly
Cellular component (GO): kinetochore
Molecular function (GO): centromeric DNA binding
Source: RefSeq, a predicted model, not a curated record
UUUCUCGUUGGAAUCUGGAUGUGGCUGAAGUUUCGCUGAACGUUGAUGUCCCUGCCCACCAACGAGCGCAAUGCCGGCAUCCGCACGCAAGAGCAGCGUCGGUGGCGCCCGCCGCCCGCCACACAAGUACAUUCCCUAUCGCGCAGAUGACUUCCAGCAUGGCAAGAAGACUGGCAUGGCCGUCGCGUACGUCGACCACCGCUCGGACGAGUUCGAGCCGUUCGACAAGGUCAUGAGCCAGGCGGACCAGCGGACGCCGCCCCGGGUGCAGAACACGCGUAAGAAGAGGCAGACUCCGAAGCCCAAGACUCCGAGGACGCCGGCCGUGCAGGAGGUGGAUGUGGACGGGGAGAUGUCGAUGGAGUUGGAAGAUAGUAUACCGAACUCGCCCUCUGCGUACUUCUCCAAUGCACGCGUGAAUACGAUCACGUCUAGCGUACAGCGGGUGGGCUCGUCUUCGCGGCCAGUCGCACACUCCUCCGACGUCGACUUUGACAAGGUGCCCUCCCCGCGCGAGUCGCCCGCCUACUCGCACAGGCGAUCCCUUUUGCAGUCAAGGAAUUCUGGCCCGUCGCACUUGUCACAAUCUACAGUGGCACAGGAUGACGAUGAGCCCGCGGAUGACGGUAUGGAGUAUGGAGGCCCGGACUUCGAUGGCGGUGGAGGCUUUGAUUCAGACGAAGAUGACGCUCCCGCACAGUCCCACCACGGAUCACAGCAACAUUCUCAACGGCGUUCGAGUGUGCAUACAUCCAGGCGCACAAGCUUCGCUCAGAUGGACCAGGAGGACGAUGAGGAGGAACAGGCCGGACAAAUGACCGAUAACGAGCCUACCCCGAAAGCAAAGGGCAAGCGACGCGAUACCGGAGAUGAGCCCCAGCCGGACUACGACAUGGAGGAUAACAUCUCGCGCGGUCUUGCCGAGGUCGAUCAGGAGCCCUCGGAUGAGGAGGAUGUGCCCUUGCGCAAACGGACUGGACAGGAUCGCGGGGAUGAUGACAGCAUCGAGAAGCAUCAGCAGCCGAGCAAGAAAGCACGCACGGAGAACGAGGGUGCGAAGAAGCCGCGCGGUAGGCCGAAGGGGUCGAAGAACAAUGUCCUACGAGAACUCACUCCCAAUGAUGAGAACACAGAUGGUCUGCGUCGUGGGAGGCGCCAUCGGUACAAGCCACUCGAUUGGUGGAGGCUCGAGAAAGUCGUAUACGGCCGACGGGAAACUGGCACGUCGUACGUGCCGACGAUUAAGGAGAUUCAUCGGAUACCGAAGGAGGAACCUCAGCCAUUGGGUGCGAAGCAUCGCAGAAAGCGUCCGCCGCGCAGCAAGAGCAAGACCGCCGACGCCGAGGGGCAAGGCACGCUGGUGUACAAUCCCGAAGAGGGAUGGGACGAGGAUACGCAAGCCGAAGCUCCCAUCCUUGACUACAAGACGAAAGAGGAAUUACGGAAGCGCAUUGCAUUCACUGCGAAGAUGAUCACUCCGAAGGCGGCGGCCAAUAAUGAUUUCUACUUCCAGAAGGUCUUCGGCGACGCGGACUUCAUUGCCGCUGGCGAGCUCAUCAUACCCCCAGAUGGGCAGAAGCCUACCAAGAGCACGAAGGACAACACCUUCGUGUUUUAUGUCAUCGAGGGUGCAGUGAACCUCACAGUGCACAAGACAAGCUUCAUCCUCGCUACAGGCGGCAUGUUCUUGGUCCCGCGAGGUAUAACUUUGGGCAUUCCCCUGUCCCGAACCACACGUUGACGCUCAGUUCGUUCGUGCAGGGAACAUGUACCACAUCCGGAACAUCUCCGAGCGCGACGCAAGGCUGUUCUUCGCUCAGGCACGCAAGGUUUCAGACGAGGAAAUGGAGGAAGAUCAGAGGCCCAUAGGAGCUCGUAAGAGCCGUGGGUCAUCUGGGUCGGUUGGUCCUACGACCACUGUCCGCUCAUCAUCGGAGCCGCAGCCUCCCGCGGCAGCAGCAGGCGCGGCAGCCCUGAGGCGUGCUACGUCCUCCAGGGCAAAGUGAACUGCUCGUGUCACUGUAUUGUGUGGCUCAUCAGUCCUAUGCAAUCACCCUCAUGCCGUAUGCGGUCUACUGAUCGUAGCUAGUCUUCGCAUCUUGUAUGAUUAUAUGGAUAUGCCAUUUCUAUACUCCUCGAAAUGUUGCGCGCGUCUCAGAAA